This is a messenger RNA of Castor canadensis (American beaver), 1398 nucleotides long. RefSeq names its product interferon-induced protein with tetratricopeptide repeats 2. Gene Ontology annotation, molecular function: protein binding. Lineage: Eukaryota; Metazoa; Chordata; Mammalia; Rodentia; Castoridae. Gene Ontology annotation, biological process: defense response to virus. Gene Ontology annotation, cellular component: cytosol. The record is from RefSeq and is a predicted model, not a curated record.
AAUACUAAGAAAUCCUUGGAGAGCAGCCUACAGCAACUAAAAUGCCAUUUCACCUGGAACCUGAUGGAGGGAGAACAGUCCUUGGAUGAGUUUGAGAACAGAGUGUUGAACAAGUGUGAGCUUCAGAACAGUGAGUUUAAAGCCACCAUGUGCAACAUACAGGCCUACAUCAAGCACCACCGAGGGCAAAACGAGGCGGCCCUGGAAUGCUUACAGCAAGCUGAAGAGCUAAUCCAGAGACAGCAUGCUGGCCAGGCAGAAAUCAGAAGUCUGGUGACCUGGGGAAACUAUGCCUGGGUCUACUAUCACAUGGGCCGGCUCUCAGAAGCUCAGAUUUAUGUGGACAAAGUGAAAGAGGUCUGUGCCAAGUGUUCCAGUCCCUAUAGAAUUGAGAGUCCUGAACUUGACUGUGAGGAAGGGUGGACACGGCUAAAGUGCACAAAACGGCAAAAUGAAAGGGGGAAGGUGUGUUUUGAGAAGGCUCUGGAAAAGGACCCAAAGAACCCAGAAUUCUUCACUGGAUGGGCCAUAGAAAACUACCGUCUGGAUCGCUGGCCAGCAUCUCAGAACCCCAUCGAUGCUCUGAGGACAGCCAUUGAGCUGAAUCCUGACAACCAGUAUAUGAAGGUCCUCUUGGCUCUGAAACUUCAAAAACUGAAUGAAGAAGAUGAGGAAAGUGAAGGAGACAGGCUAGUGGAGGAAGCCUUAAGGGAGGCUGAAGGUGCAACAGAUGUGCUGUGCAGUGCAGCAAAGUUUUAUCGAAAUAAGCGUGCUGUGGACAAAAGUAUCGAUCUGCUUAGAGAGGCGUUAAAAAGCAUGCCAGACAAUGCCUACUUGCAUUACCAUAUUGGGUGCUGCUAUCAGUCCAAAGUCCAACGAAUGCUAAGUAUGAGAGACAGGGGAGUGAAUGGGAAAAGUGAGUUCCUGGAAUACGCACAGGCUGUGCACCAUUUAAAGAGAGCUGAUGAGAUCAAUGGCAAUCUCUUGAAUGCUUGUAGCAUCCUGCUGGUAUUUUUUCCUAUGGUAGGUCAAUAUGAAGAGCAGAAAAAACUCAGCAAGGAACAUGCUCCUAUAGCUAAACAACUGCUCCAUCUGUUUUAUGGCAAUUUUCAACUGUAUCAAAUGAAAUUGGAAGACAAGGCCAUCCAGUAGUUUAAAGAGGGCAUGAAAAUAAACCAGGAAUCAAAGGAGAAAGAAAAGAUGAAAAGUAAAUUGCAAAGAAUUGCCCAAGGGUGGCUUUCUAAAAAUGAAGCUGAUUCUGAAGUUUUGCAUCUCUUGGCAUUUCUUCAGGAGUUGAAUGGAGAAAUGCAGCAAGUAGAUGCUGACACUGAGAGGGAUGUAAGCACAGGAAGUUGUGUCCCUCUGGCAUCUUUAGAUGAGACAGGAAAUGAAGAAUAG